GCAUGGAGACCUCGACUUCCAAACAAUGGACGAGGGUCUAGUCUAUAAUAUGAUAUUAGAUUAGGCCCUGGCUUAUUAAACGGAUGAAUGUUAAACCUGUACAAAUUCAGCUUUGACAUCUACAGAAUAGGUGUGUUCAAACUAAAAAUAAAUUGUCAAAAUCUAUGUAAAUAAUAAUUUACAACAACAACGCGAAUGGCGCAGUGUAUGUACAGGCCUAUACGAUCUACUCUACAACCAUGACGUGUUGAUAUCCUAAGCAUCGUAGUAAAGCAGAAAACUGCCAUCGUUCCGGAUUUUACCCACCGCAUAACGCACAACGUAUGGGUGUACAAUCUUCGUGGAUUUCCUAAGCGUCGUAGUAAAACAUAAAAUGAUAGUUCCGGCUUUUACCCACCGAAUACCACACAACGUAUGGUGUGUGUGUGACAAGCGUCGUGCAGAAAAACAGCAGAAUGAAACUGAGAUCGUUCGGAAUUUUACCCGGUAGUUUAAGGCACUUAUUACAUCGAGUAUAAUCUGCUGAACACUGAAUAACUCAUGAAAAAUGGUUUCGCAACAUGGCAAAUCUUUGGAGGAGUUGCAUGUUCCUGGAGAAGGCUUCACCAGCGAUGAGGACAGCAGUGAUUCAGGUGACUCGUGUGACCCAGCUUUGGAGGACAGUGUUGAUGCCAGAAGGCCACCAACCCAAACGGAUCCAGCUCCAAAAGCUCGACAAGUCGAGCGUCGACAAUUCAAGCGACGCCCCUGGACUGCCCAGGAAAAGAAAGACGUAACCGAGGGCUUGCAGAGAUUCAUUUUGCUGAAGAAGAUUCCAGGAAAACGUGACAUUGAAUCGUCCUGUCCUGUGGCAUUGCAGACCAGAACUUGAAAAACAUUAAGGACUUUUGUAGAAACACGAUGACACUUUAACAAAUUUAAGGUCUCAUGCACCACCAAAGUACAGUCAUAACCUAGAGUGACUCUGUAGGCACAGCCAAAUGAUUAGUCUAGACCUUUGGCCUGCCCCCCCCCCCCCCCCCC
Molecule: messenger RNA, 1023 nt
Organism: Asterias rubens (European starfish)
Lineage: Eukaryota; Metazoa; Echinodermata; Asteroidea; Forcipulatida; Asteriidae
Exons: 4
Coding region: 548-871 (107 amino acids)
Source: RefSeq, a predicted model, not a curated record